Haliotis rufescens (red abalone) is the source of this 1538-nucleotide messenger RNA. RefSeq lists its product as uncharacterized. The record is from RefSeq and is a predicted model, not a curated record. The transcript is spliced from 4 exons. Bases 142 to 1209 code for a protein of 355 amino acids. Lineage: Eukaryota; Metazoa; Mollusca; Gastropoda; Lepetellida; Haliotidae. Gene Ontology annotation, biological process: signal transduction. Gene Ontology annotation, molecular function: protein binding.
GGAAUGCUCUUGCUGUCAAUAACGUGCAUGAGGAACCACCUCGAAAUUGACUGUGACGUAUUAAUCAUAAUCGCUGCUUAUUGACCAGGUUGUUCGGAGUAUCUUACACAGGUUUCAUUCAAGUCAGGUUUUGUGGUAACCAUGUCAGGACCAGGGGUGAUAUCGGAGCAAGAGCAACUGUGCUUGAGGGGGUUCUGGAUUUUAAACAGCGUCGUGGCUGAUGAACUACGUCAGCUGUUUAGAAAAUUGUGGGACGAGAAGCAUCCACUUGAAACAUGGCAGAAUAACCAAGCCUCAGGGGAAGCGUUUUUUAAAAAUCACAAACCCAGUCAAAUAUUUGGACAAUAUGAUAAUAAAAUUAAAACUGGUAACUUAGAGGCGUGGGACAUGACAGUCUUGUGCAGAGCGUUUAUUUCCUACACCCCUAUGAACAGCGAUGACAGUAAGUAUAGAGACAAUGUCACCAUCUUGAGGGACUUGCGGAACACAUAUGCUCACAUACUAGGAGCAUCCAGGCAACGAGUAGACUACACGACUGAUAUAGAUCAAAUUAGGAGGGUUUUCACGGACCUGGAUCUGAACGAAGACGAAUUGACGAAAGCCGAGAACAUCAAACUGAGCCAGUCUGAAAUUGAGACUGUCCUAAAGGAGAGGAUGGAUUAUCUCAAACAGGAGCUGAAGGAGGACCAGCUGACGAAUGCUGAGUUUAGGGAGUACGUCCAGAGGCAGGAGAGUUUUCAGGCGAAAGUCUUGGGAAGACUUCCUGUACCUGGUCAAGGUGGUUUUACACAAGGUGCGACUGAUCAAGGCGGUUUUACACAAGGUGGGACUGAUCUGGAAGCAACUGAAGGUGGAGGCCAGGCAGAUCAGCAGGAUGAUUUACUUCCUGAAUGGUUCCGGCCAAUGCCUCGUGACCAACAAGGACAAGUCGUAACUGACAAGCUCAUCGGGAGUAUUGCAAAACAUAUCGGGGCAGAGUGGGAACUGAUAGCACCAGAAAUAAACAUCUCCGUGCCCACGCGAGAAGCUAUUGUAGCCAAACACCCAAGAUCCAUCCAGCUACAAGUUGUUGAAGCAUUCACCACAUGGAAACAGAUAAACUCACGUCAAGCUACAAUUGCAUCAUUGAUUCAAAUCUUGUGGCAGUGCAAUGAGCGGUGCACCAUCGACUGGGAAGGUGUCGAAAAGGUGGUGAUGGGGGAUUGGUGACUGUCUCUGUGACUAUGAAGACUGUGAGGACAUAACACAUUUUAUGGAUAACAAGUUCUUUCUAAUGAUACCACAGGGCUACUUCUUAUCCCUUUACAUUCAACCGAUGAAGGUGCAAAAUAUAGUCGUUAUAAAGAAGUUGUCAUAAAAGUGUUUUCUUACUUUUUCUUGUAACCAAAAAAAAUACUAUGAAGCCGAUGUUAUAAUAAUUUGUGCAAUUGUGUGCACAAUGUAUGCAAUUAAUCUGUGUAUAACGAGUAUAUAUAUAUCGACCUAUCCGUUGUGGGGGUAUGAAUGGUACCUUCAUAUUAAACAAUUUUAUAUCUGUG